AUGACGGAGCAAUCGACCUUAAAAAAGGGCCCUAGCAGCAUGCCCGCGCCUGCUCCGGCACCGGCGCCGUCCACGGCUCCGAAGAAAAGUGACUACAAAGGGUUUGUCGCUGGGGUGUUUUCAGGUGUCGCAAAGCUGAGCGUUGGUCAUCCAUUCGACACUAUUAAGGUUCGCCUGCAGACCAGUAAAGAUGGCCACUUCAAGGGUCCUUUAGAUUGCACAAUGCAAACCUUGAGGAAAGAGGGCGUGAGGGGUCUAUAUAAAGGUGCUAGUCCACCGCUGGUCGGAUGGAUGAUGAUGGAUUCAGUUAUGCUCGGCUCUCUAUCCUUCUAUCGGCGAAUCCUCCUUGAGAAUGUCUACUCCAAACCUCACCUUCGUUCUUUGAUACCAUUUUCAAACCAAACUGAUUUGGCGACCCUCCCUACCUUCGGACAUGGUAUCGCAGGUAUCAUGGCCGGUACAACUGUCAGCUUUAUUGCUGCACCCGUCGAGCAUAUCAAAGCUCGACUCCAGAUUCAAUAUGCCGCUGAUAAGUCUAAGCGACUAUACAGCGGGCCGAUCGACUGCCUCCGGAAAAUUUUUCGAUCACAUGGUAUAAGUGGUGUAUACCGCGGUCUUUUUGCAACAAUAAUUUUCCGAGGCUUUUUCUUCUGCUGGUGGGGCUCUUACGACUUAUUUACUCGCUACUUCCAGCGGCAUACCAAUUUAUCUGCGCCUGCGAUCAACUUCUGGGCUGGCGGUCUCUCUGCACAGGUAUUCUGGAUCACUUCAUACCCGUCGGAUGUUGUCAAGCAGCGCCUCAUGACUGAUCCAAUGGGUGGUGCCGACGGACAGCGGCAAUUCCGCGGCUGGAAGGAUGCCGCUGUCGCCGUAUACCGCGAACGCGGAUGGGGAGGAUACUGGCGAGGAUUCUUGCCCUGCUUUCUCAGAGCAUUCCCAGCAAACGCGAUGGCUCUUGUUGCAUUUGAGGGAAGUGAUGCGGUCCCUGCCUUGAGCAUGGACCAACCCAAUGUCCUACCGGAAGAUGUACAUACUGCGCGAGGUACAGAGAAGGGCUCAUGA
Molecule: messenger RNA, 1062 nt
Organism: Penicillium chermesinum
Lineage: Eukaryota; Fungi; Ascomycota; Eurotiomycetes; Eurotiales; Aspergillaceae
Exons: 5
Coding region: 1-1062 (353 amino acids)
Biological process (GO): transmembrane transport
Molecular function (GO): transmembrane transporter activity
Source: RefSeq, a predicted model, not a curated record